This is a messenger RNA of Pseudophryne corroboree (corroboree frog), 1331 nucleotides long. Its product is annotated as insulin-like 3. NCBI's taxonomy places the organism in Eukaryota, Metazoa, Chordata, Amphibia, Anura, Myobatrachidae. Gene Ontology annotation, molecular function: hormone activity; G protein-coupled receptor binding. The record is from RefSeq and is a predicted model, not a curated record. Gene Ontology annotation, cellular component: extracellular region. Gene Ontology annotation, biological process: positive regulation of feeding behavior. The transcript has 2 exons. The coding region runs from base 45 to 512 and encodes 155 amino acids.
ACUAGUCCCUACAACAGGUCAGGCACAACAUUAUUCCAAAAGCCAUGUGUCUCCGGUUCUGCCUGUGUGGCCUGUUGCUUGCUUUUAUCAUUCCAAGUUGGUGCCAGGCAAUGGAGGUCUCAGAUGUUGGGAUCAGGCUGUGUGGAAGAGAUUUCAUAAGGACAGUUGUCAUGUCAUGUGGAGGAUCCCGGUGGAAGAGGUAUUCACCUGAGCCUGGCCAGGGUAGAGUUAACCCUUACCGAGAUUUCCUGGACUGGCUAAAUAGAGUUUCAUUGGAAGACCCUGAUCGUCUGAAUUCACUGUACUCAGAAAGGCAUGGCGCUCCAAAUCCCCCUUACACUUCCCUGCAGAAGAAUGACCCCACUAUGGAACAGUUGCAAGGUGUCCUGUAUGACCCACUAGUGGGUGAGGAGCAGCAAGGUGUCAGUCUGCGGAUGAAGAGAAGUACAGGGCCAGCUUUAUCCUGCUGCCAGAGAGGCUGCACCAAGGCUGAGCUUAUGAAGUUCUGCUAAUCAUGUUAUAUGCUAUAUAAUCACAAGAGGGGAAAUGUAAUAGGGUGUGAGUAUCAGAAAGUGAGAGAUUUUGUGAGCAUUAUCCUGUUUUUUGUAAAGCGGCAAUCAUUUACAUGGCAAUACCAGGUUGAUUUUGCCAUGUAAAUGAUUGCACUAAAAAAAAACAGGAGACCUCUCACAAAAUCUCUCACUUUCUGAUUCUCACACCCUAUUACAUUCCCCCCAGAGUCUCAUCUCAAAGCACUACGAUCCAUCAACUUGUAGAUAGCGUUCUCUUCAUAGUUCCCAUCAUGGAACUCUUCUGUAAUCUUCUACACAUCUCAAACAUAAAACUGUAUUUGUCCCUGACGUACUGUAGAUGGAGGAGUCAAGUGGUAUGAUAACCUGCAGAGAGAAAUGUGCCCCUUGAUCAUCCAUUGCCCUGCUGCUUGUACAGGAGAUCCAUUAAUGACUAAGGAAUUUUGAUUUUACAUUAGAUAUAAUCCUUCCAUACAUACAUAUUCUGUACAUUUCUUCACUGUCUGGAUAGUAGCUCCGACGCCUUACACACAUUGUACAUGGCAGGCAACAGUCAGCUUUGGAUCAUUGUAGAAACCAUUUCCUGUAUAGAUUAUCUUUUAGUACUGCAGUUAAGAUUAAAAAUUAACAUAUUACACUGUACUCUGUAAUCUGAUUGCAAUGAAGAAGAAAAAGAAUAACAUAGAUUUAUAUAGCUUCCAUUAUUUUUCUCUAUAUUGGAUUUAUUUAUCUGUGAAAGCACCAACUUCCCAUAUGUAAUAAAUCAUUUUAGCAUCUGUAAUAAACUGUAUUUUAUUGGAA